AAUAUUCUUCAUGGAACUUUGUUGGUUACCGAGCAACAGCCCUCUCGUGACUCUCCUACAGACUGGAUUCACAUGACAUUUAUAGAACCAUAUGCUUCAGGAGAUUCCUAUAAGUAAUUGAUUCUAGAGCAAGGGCUGUUAACUUGGCAUUGGAUUCAGGGAUAGUUCUUGAGGCAGGAGAAAUGGCCAUGGCAGGUGAGAGACUUCUGGUGCAUUGCCUGGCAGUGAUGUUGCUCAUUGCAUUGGUGGAAGGAACCACCAACGAGCCAACCGUAUGUAACAUUGCCCUGACCAAGCUGAACUUGUGCCGGCCGGCGGUCACCGGGCAAUACCCUCCACCACCAACCAAGGAAUGCUGUGGUUUGAUGAAACAGGCCAACUUGACUUGUCUCUGCAAGUUCAAGGAGGCUCUCCCUGCCUUCGAGAUUGACCCUGCCCGCGCAUUUGCAUUGCCUAAGAAGUGUAAUCUUCGCACACCACCACAAUGCAAGGUCUGAAGAACUACAAGCUCACAUCCACUUCAAUGUUUCCUUGGGGCAAUUUUCUUUUCACCACAUGCUGAAGAUUUCGAUUCAAAUCAUGUUGAGAUAUAAUUUGUAUUGGAAGUUUAUGUAAUUUGUACUAUUUUUCUUCUUUGUUGCAAUCA
Messenger RNA from Theobroma cacao (cacao), 646 nucleotides. RefSeq names its product Bifunctional inhibitor/lipid-transfer protein/seed storage 2S albumin superfamily protein. The record is from RefSeq and is a predicted model, not a curated record. Gene Ontology annotation, molecular function: fatty acid binding. Lineage: Eukaryota; Viridiplantae; Streptophyta; Magnoliopsida; Malvales; Malvaceae. Gene Ontology annotation, biological process: systemic acquired resistance.